Molecule: messenger RNA, 5020 nt
Organism: Acanthopagrus latus (yellowfin seabream)
Lineage: Eukaryota; Metazoa; Chordata; Actinopteri; Spariformes; Sparidae
Gene: tmem243b
Product: transmembrane protein 243, mitochondrial b
Exons: 4
Coding region: 227-580 (117 amino acids)
Source: RefSeq, a predicted model, not a curated record
GUGAACUAACAAACCUCCGUCAUCAGCAGACUCGCCGUCAUCAUGUCCUCGUCAGGCUGUUGAUGCUGACACUGAGCAGAGGGAGGCGGCUGGGACGGAGCUAGCGAGCAUGCAGCACUGGCCCGGUGUGUCAAGGAGGCGGCGCUGCUGAGAGGCGAGUGGUCGGUGCUGAGUGUGUGUGUGUGUGCGUGUGUGUGUGUGAGAGUGUGUGUGCGCCCAACCAGCCAUGGAUGACUUCACCACCAGGACGUACGGCACCAGCGGCCUGGACAACAGACCUCUGUUCGGGGAGACCUCGGCACGGGAUCGAAUCAUCAACCUGGCAGUGGGGGGAUUCACGUCUUUGGUUGUUUUAGUGACUGUCAUCAGCUCCUUUGUGUUCCCCUCGUUGCCUCCUCGACCGCUCAAUGUCUUCUUUGCCGUGUGCAUCCUGCUCACCUGUGGAUCCGCUUUAGUGCUGAUAUUCUGGUACCGGCAGGGCGACCUGGAGCCUAAAUUCAGGAAUCUGAUCUACUACAUGCUGGUGUCCAUCGUGCUGCUGUGUCUAUGUGCCAACCUCUACUUCCACGAGGUCAAGUGAAGACGGCGACGAGGAAGAGGAGGAGGAAGAAGAAGGGACGACAUGGCCUUGACGGACGGUAACACACGCGGGAGGACCGCGUGGACGAACACACGGACCAACGUGACACAAAAAACUCAUCACACACUAACUUGAAUGAACCGCAGUGAGACUGAAGACUCUCGGACCAAAAACCAGUAAAGCUUGAUGGUUCCAGUGGGAUAAAACUGUCAGACUGUUGGUGCGCUGCACACACACACUCACUCUCACACACACACGCAUGAUGAUGUCACAGAGUAGGAAUCAUGACGUACUGUUCGAGGCCGUUAAUCUGCCUGGAGACACCCGGCUGGAGGAGGCGCUCUGAGGUGAAACAGGCGUGUUUACAUGCAGAUAAACAUCUUUGUUUACAGUCUCAUCUUCACAACAACGAUGAGCACUAACGACAGAACGCAGCCGGGUUCGAUAUGAUGACAGUUAAAGGAGAAAUCUCACCCUGUUGCUGUAAAUCCCUUCUGUUUAAUCAUGUAUCAAGUAUCCAGUUAACUUUAUUUAUAUCUUUAAACUACUUCCAGAAAAAAGGGGCAACAUGUUGCUUAAUUUCUAGGGGAUUUUAUAAUUAUAAACAUCUGAAUCUUAAUCAUUCUGCAUGAUGAAGACGGACGCUGUGUCACAUUUUGUUUGUUUCUCAAGACCAGAAUUUGUGACGACGACUUCUAAAUCCCCAAAUCUGCGGCCUGCUUGUUUAAUGGUGCAUUCAGGACCGAUAGAUUAUCAAAUAUCCUGUAUCGUGUUUUCACGGCUGCAACUAGUGAUUAUUUUUAUUGUCAAUUAAUCGAUCAGUUGUUUGGUCUAUAAAAUGUCGAUCAGUGUCUCCAAAAGCUCGUGAAAACGUCUUCAAAUGUCUUGUUUUGUCCACAACCCAACAAUAUUAAGUUUACUGUUAAAGAGGAGGAAAUACUCACAGUUAAGAAGCUGGAAACAGAGAAGUGAAGAUCAAAAUAGUUGCCGAUUGAUUUAAUAGUUGACAGCUAAUCAUGAAACGUUGCAGUCAACUUUUCUUCACUUGGUACACGAGAACUUAACAGACUGUUGAGUUUAUAUUCUCCAUUUUUGUACAGGCAGGAUUUGAUGAUACACAUCAAACUUCUCAACAAGAAAGCAAAUAAUGUUUUCAAAAAAUGUAUACUGCGUUUAUCUUUCCAGCUGUGAGCAACAGUUGAUUUUGCAUCAACAAGCUCACUCAUCAUAAACCACUAACUCAUAGAUACCUGCCACCUGAAUACGCCUGAUUUCUUUCAUCAAAAUCCACGUGUUAUUAUUAUAAACCUUGACAAACGUCCCAUCUUACAACGUUAAAGAAAGUAAGAAUAAACUCCUGGAUCUGUUCCAAAAGUUAAUGAGGUCUAAUCCAGGCCGAGACUCGUCCUCCUUCCAAGUUUCAUGGAAAUCUGUUCAGUAGUUUUCUGUGUAAUCCUGCUGACAAACCAACAAACCUCCUUGAGUAGCUGGAAAAGGAAUGAUGAUGCGUUUUUACUUUGAAACGAUGACAUAGUUACAGUUGACUAAUUCAUUAAAUCAACUAAUGGUUGCAGUUCUAUGACUAAUUCUGAUGAAAGCUAAGUAUUUUACGUCCUAUUUCAGCUGUUUAAGUUGAGCAUCUUGGUGAUAAAUCUUGGAAUUAUGAGACGUUUCUGAGUUGACAAAGAUCUCCUGAAUGCACCGUCAGAUCUGGAGGCUACAGUGACAUCAUCUGACUCAGGGAUGAGUUCCUGUGUAACAUUCAGUCCUCCUGAAAACCACAUCUACACCUCUGAACUCCUCGAAUCGGACCGACUCGCUUCAUAACUGACGAUCUGUUUUAGAUUUCUGUCAUCAAACUGAAUCUGUGGCUGCUGGACGUGAAAACAUUCGGUGUUGUUUGUUUUUAAACGGGGUGGAUUUCUCCUUUUUUAACCCGGACAAACGUUUUGUGCAUGUAAACACACGCAGUGAGCUGACGGAGGUGUUGAUGGAGCCUCCUCCUCCCUUCAGUACUGUAGACUGUACUUUAAACUAGCUAACACAGCAAUAGCACAAGCAGCUUCAGGGCGAAUAUAUGCAACAGUUUGUUUUCUUUGCUUCCUCUCUGCUGUCAGCUGAUCUGAUUAUCAGGUCGGGUUUGAUUUGUUUUCCAAAUCAAGACUUGUUAAGAGGAUUUUGUUGUUUUUUUUUGUUUUUUUUAAAAUGCUGAUUUAUGACUCACUGCCAAUUCUUGCACUCAGUAUUGGUUGAUUUACACUUUUUAUUAAAAGCACACACACACACACACACACACACACACACACACACUCAGGCCAGCUGUAGCACCAAUGAGAAUGAACGGGAACAAUCCACACGGCUUCACACCGAAGCUGCACAGCACAGCAGAUCUUUGUAUGUUUCUACACGUCACGUCGAUGUCUGCCAGCUAAAAUUUUGCACUAAUAAUUCUGCCAUUUACAAACCGGAGCGUCUGAGGCAUGAGGGAGCUUUGAAGUUGAUUUCGCUGUUUGAACAUCAUGAAUGAGUUAAAAUCCUUGGAUAUUUUAGGCUGCAGCUGACGAUUAUUUACAUUAUCGAUUAAUUGUUUUACCUGAACUCAAACUUGUCCAACAACCAGUCCAAAGACUCUUCAUUUACUGUCAAUAAUGACAAUGAAAAGCAGCAAAUCUUCACAUUUAAGAAGCUGGAACCAGCAAAUGUUUGACAUAUAUGCAUGUAAAAUGACGGAAAUAAUCAAACUACUAUUUCAUAUUCAUGUUAUUAAAACAGGUUUGUUUUGGAUGUUUCUAUCAGGAUUUAUAGAUCCUCAACAUACAAGUAAAGAAAACAGAAGCUGGACUGUUUCCAAAUGCACCAAAGCCGGAAGAAUCUCUGUGACAAAAUUACUUUUUAAACUGGAAUCGAGUGACUGUUAAUCCAAAGGUUAUUUUCAUGAUUAAUUGUUUGGUUGAGAAAUGUUAGGAAGUCAUAAAAAUGCUCAUUGCAGUUUGUCAAAGCUUAAUCUGAUGUCUUUGAAUUAGGGAUGCACGAUAAAGGCUUCAGACUCGAGUCUCUGAUAUCAUACCACUGCCAAAUAAGUUCACACAUUGCUGGUUACACCUCGACCCUCCAGAUAAAUCUCCCUGCUGUCUCUCACAGCUGUGGCCGAAUUGUUCAUCUCAAAAGAGAGAAAUUUAACACCCACAAGAGGGAGACAACAGUCUCAUCCUCCAGCUUUAAAAUUAAAUAUCAGCAUCGGCCUGAAAUGAACGUUUCUGCAGAUGAGAUGAAGCUUUAAUUUUGUUCAGCUGUUGGGAACCACUGACGAGCUCUUAUUUUGUGCAUCGCCACAAUUAAAUCAUGUGGAGACAAAUAUCAGCGUGGGUAUCAGCCAAAAUGAGGUGGAGAAUAUCAAAAGAUCCGAUAUUGUGCUUCCCUGAUUCGGAUUGUUUUUUGUUGUCCACCCCACAAGUCCCAAAGAGAUUAAUUUUACUGUCAAACGAUCGGUCAAGUCAAAAGCCAAAAGCACAACAGCUACACUUCUUGUUAAAACUGAGUUGUGACUGAAAUGUAACUUUUAAAUGUCGGUUUUAUCUUGGGACAACGUUUCUAAGUUUAAAUAUGUGUUCCAUCUUAGAAAAAACAGGAUUUAAAAACUGCAGUAACUAUAAAAUCCAACCAAAAAACAAAAAACAAGGCCUUAAUAAGAACAGGGCAGACUUGACUUAACGACCAGCUUUGUCUUUUGUAUUUUCCUGACCACUUGUCUUCGAACUCAAGGGGAAAAAACACAAAUAUUGAGGAAAGACGUGAAGGAGAGUUCAUAAAGAUGAGUGCAAAAAGCGAGAAGUCUUAAUCUCCUUUCCUUCUGUAAAGAUCUCCAGAGUACCGAAUGCUGAAGGAGAUAAACGAGAAGUAUUGAUGCAACUUUCUGGCACUUUCAGAGAAUUUGACCAGCUGCCACUAAGAUUUCUCAGCAAAACAAGAAUAUUCAACAGCAGUUAACGUAUCAGGUUUGGUGACAGGUAGUCAAAAAAACUCAAAAAGGAACACAGAAACCUAAAGGAACAUGCUGCCAUUAUUCUGGUUUUCUAACAAGUUCCAUGAGAAGACAACAAAACUAAGACAUGAAACUUCAAACUCAACGGGCUGCAGACGUCUACAGUUGCCUCGUGUAGCUUCACUUCUCUCGUAGCGUUCGUCUUCCUGUUUUCUUGCAGCUGUAGUUUUGUUUACAGGUGUUCUGCGGUAAAGCUUUGUGUAACAGAUGAUAACUGACAGUGACAAAGAGCUCAGUGCUAAAAAAAAAAAAAAAAAAAAAAGAAACUGAGGGGACAACGAGCCCCGCCUUCCACCGGAGGGUCGACCUCGCCACGACUUUAGGAUUGUCAAAGCCAUGUGUUUCUUUUUUUGUAUUUAUUUCAUUAAUUGUAUGGAAUAAAUAAUUAUGUACCCUGA